AUGUCACUAGAAUCGCAGCAGAAGCGCAUUCUAAAGCGCCUUGCGGGGCCUCUCUUCCCCGACCCGACACCCAAAUGGACGGACAUCGGCGACGAUACGAGAAAAGAAAUAUUGAAGGAACUGCUAGCACGUCUGCGUGCAUCGCAAAACACGGGAAUCGCGGAUAUCAUUGAAGGAAACCCAGACUUGGGUUGGGCUUGCUUGCAAGAGAAGGUGAGGUCUCUGCGAUGGACUCAGAAAAAGAAGAGCAUUGCCUCCUACCACACUCGGACAAUAUGCGCGGGUGGGAAGCGCCUGAUCCACCGGCGAGAGAACUGGCGCCCUGCGAGCUUCCAUUCACUGCGAAUCGCGCUGUCCUUCUCAACCGCCCGCAAGAUGUCUCUCAUCAGUGUCACGAAGUGCUUUGUUUUCGCGGCACGCCUGACCAUCAAGUCCAUGAUGAACUUGGCAGGCCUCCCCCCCGAACAUCUCGGAAGGAGCUGA
Molecule: messenger RNA, 483 nt
Organism: Diaporthe amygdali
Lineage: Eukaryota; Fungi; Ascomycota; Sordariomycetes; Diaporthales; Diaporthaceae
Exons: 2
Coding region: 1-483 (160 amino acids)
Source: RefSeq, a predicted model, not a curated record